AACCUGCGUCUUCCUUUCUCUCCUCCAAUGGCGGUCGAUGAUCGGUCGGAAGCAAUCGUCAAGACGUUUGCAGUGAAACCAAAGCUCAAACCGACUACAAACAAAUCCACACCAACUCCAGAAUCAAAAUACUGGAAAUCAUUCAAACCCAAACAAACCCAAACCCUAGUUUCAUCCAUAACUUCACUUGCAUUUUCCCCGACAGCUCCACAUGAUUUCGCCGCCACCCACUCCGCCACCGUAACUGUAUUUUCCUCGCAAACUCUAGAGCCUAAAUCAACUAUCGCCGCCUUCAAAGACACCGCUACCUCUGCUUGUUUCCGAUCUGAUGGCCAACUGUUAGCCGCUGGUUCGUACUCAGGUUUGAUCCAGGUGUUCGACAUCAAGAAGAGAUCUGCACUCAGACGCCUCCGUGGCCACUCGCGUCCAGUUCAUUUUGUCAGUUACCCUCGCGUUGACAAGCUCCAUCUCUUCUCCGGCGGCGAUGAUGCCGUGGUUAAGUAUUGGGAUGUUUCGUCGGAGAUUUCGAUUCAUAACCUCAUCGGUCAUAAGGAUUAUGUCCGGUGUGGCGAUGGAUCUCCGGUCAGUGAUGACAUGUUUAUCACGGGAUCGUAUGAUCAUUCCGUUAGGGUUUGGGACGUUAGGGUUUCAAGCGAUACAUCAAUGUUGAACAUCAACCACGGUUCACCGGUGGAGGAUGUAAUUUACUUACCAUCUGGUGGUUUAAUCGCCACCGCAGGUGGAAAUAGUGUGAAAAUUUGGGAUGUGAUUGGUGGUGGUAAGCUGCUACAUUCGAUGGAAAGCCAUAACAAGACUGUGACUUCACUAACUGUUGGGAAAAUAGGGCAAGAUAGUGGGGAUUUCACUAAUCAAUAUCGAAUUUUGAGUGUUUCAUUAGAUGGGUAUUUGAAAGUAUUCGAUUACUCGAAAUUAAAGAUCACAAGUUCGAUAAGGUUUCCAUCUUCUCUUAUGUCAGUGGCAUUCUCACCAGAUUGUUCCACUAGGGUAAUUGGUACUUCAAAUGGGAUUCUUUAUGCAGGGAAGAGGAAAACCGAAGAAACUGUUGGAUCUGUGAAAUCUGAAUGGGGGAAAUACGUUGGUUUUGGAGCUAUAGAUGAACCCGAGAAGAGGGUCUUAAGACCAUCAUAUUUCCGGUACUUUCAUCGUGGCCAAAGUGAGAAGCCUUCAAAAGGGGAUUUCUUGAUCAUGAGAUCGAAAAAGGUGAAACUUGCUGAACAUGACAAGUUGUUGAAGAAAUUUCAUCACAAAGAGGCUUUGGUGUCAGCAUUAAGAGCAAAAAAUCCCGAAAACAUAGUGGCAGUGAUGGAGGAAUUGGUGUCUAGAAAGAAACUAUUGAAAUGUGUUUCGAAUUUGGGGGUGGAUGAGCUUGGAUUGUUGUUGGGUUUCUUGCAGAGGUACUCCACAAUGCCAAGGUAUGCUGGUGUGUUAAUAGCAUUUGCAAAGAAAGUAGUCGAAAGCCGAGCUGAUGAUAUUACUGGUUCAGAGGAAUUAAAAUCCCACAUCCGAAAUCUAAAGAGAUCGGUGAUGGAGGAGAUAAGAAUCCAACAAUCUUUGCAAGAAAUCCAAGGUAUCAUUUCUCCUUUACUAAAGAUUGCAGGGAGAAGAUGAAUCAUAUGAUUGUUUUUUUCUUUGCAUUUUUAAGACUUUUUUCAGGUUUCAAAAAGUUAUCCAAUUUUGUUUGCCA
Cynara cardunculus var. scolymus (artichoke) is the source of this 1705-nucleotide messenger RNA. Its product is annotated as protein SLOW WALKER 1-like. Gene Ontology annotation, biological process: rRNA processing; positive regulation of transcription by RNA polymerase I. Gene Ontology annotation, cellular component: nucleolus. The coding region runs from base 28 to 1629 and encodes 533 amino acids. The transcript has a single exon. NCBI's taxonomy places the organism in Eukaryota, Viridiplantae, Streptophyta, Magnoliopsida, Asterales, Asteraceae. The record is from RefSeq and is a predicted model, not a curated record. Gene Ontology annotation, molecular function: protein binding.